Molecule: messenger RNA, 1356 nt
Organism: Rhinolophus ferrumequinum (greater horseshoe bat)
Lineage: Eukaryota; Metazoa; Chordata; Mammalia; Chiroptera; Rhinolophidae
Gene: GPBAR1
Product: G protein-coupled bile acid receptor 1
Exons: 3
Coding region: 132-1232 (366 amino acids)
Biological process (GO): G protein-coupled receptor signaling pathway
Cellular component (GO): membrane
Molecular function (GO): G protein-coupled bile acid receptor activity
Source: RefSeq, a predicted model, not a curated record
CCUGUCUCUCUCCAGCAGCCAUGUCUCCCGAAGGGCCCUGUUGCUAGUGUGAUGCGGAUGAGUCAAGUUUAUGGGCUGGAAGUCCUACCGGAGGCUGCUCACUGAGCAGUAACCAAAGGGCUACAAGGGCGAUGGGGGGAGGGGGUCCAAAGGACAGGGCACCCCGCUUGCUGCCAUUGCCCUGGCCUCCUCACGCAUGCCGGCCGUUGCUUCAGGCCUCCCCUGUGCCCAGGCCCAAGAUGACACCCAACAGCACCAGGGAUGUGCCCAGUGCCGUUCCCGUGGGGGCCUUAGGGCUCUCCCUGGUCCUGGCAAGCCUCAUCGUCAUGGCCAACCUGCUCCUGGCCCUGGGCAUCGCGGGGGACCGCCACCUGCGCAGCCCGCCUGCUGGCUGCUUCUUCCUGAGCCUGCUGCUGGCGGGGCUGCUCACCGGGCUGGCCCUGCCUGCGCUGCCAGGCCUCUGGAGCCAGAGCCACCGAGGUUACUGGUCCUGUCUCUUCCUCUACUUGGCUCCCAACUUCUCCUUCCUCUCCCUGCUCGCCAACCUGUUGCUGGUGCACGCGGAGCGCUACAUGGCGGUACUAAGGCCCCUCCGCGCCCGUGGGAGCACUCGGCUGGCCCUGCUCCUCACCUGGGCUGGCCCCCUGCUCUUUGCCAGCCUGCCCGCCCUGGGGUGGAACCACUGGGCCCCUGGUGCCAACUGCAGCUCCCAGGCUGUCUUUCCAGCCCCCUACCUCUACCUCGAAGUCUACGGGCUGCUGCUGCCUGCCGUGGGUGCUGCCGCCCUUCUCUCCACCCGCGUGUUGGUCACCGCCCACCGCCAGCUGCAGGACAUCCGCCGGCUGGAGCGGGCAGUGUGCCGAGGGGCACCCUCGGCUCUGGCCCGCACCCUCACCUGGAGGCAAGCGCGGGCACAGGCCGGAGCCACAUUGCUCUUUGGGCUGUGCUGGGGGCCCUACGUGGCCACGCUGCUCCUCUCGGUCCUGGCCUACGAGCAGCGCCCACCCCUGGGGGCUGGAACUCUGUUGGCCCUCAUCUCACUGGGCAGUGCCAGUGCCGCGGCCGUGCCUGUGGCCAUGGGGCUGGGUGAUCAGCGCUACACGGCUCCCUGGAGGGCUGCUGCGCGAAGGUGUCUCCACGCACUGCGGGGAAGAGCCUCCCGGGCCGGUCCUGGCCCCAGCACUGCCUACUGCACCAGCAGCCAAAGCAGCGUGGACCUGGACUUGAACUAGGGGCAGGGCCUCUGCGCACUCCUGCGAGAAGCGUCCACUGUCAUGGCCAACAAGCCCGUCUCCACUGGUCCCACACCUCUGUAUCAAAGACCCUGCCUCUGUUUUACCCCAGCCUAGCCGAAUA